Penicillium robsamsonii is the source of this 1458-nucleotide messenger RNA. RefSeq names its product FAD-binding oxidoreductase. The record is from RefSeq and is a predicted model, not a curated record. NCBI's taxonomy places the organism in Eukaryota, Fungi, Ascomycota, Eurotiomycetes, Eurotiales, Aspergillaceae. Gene Ontology annotation, molecular function: oxidoreductase activity; FAD binding. The transcript has 4 exons. Bases 1 to 1458 code for a protein of 485 amino acids.
AUGUUGAUACAUCUCUUGGCCUUGGCUAGUGUGGCUCCUAGCAUGGUAGCCUAUGGCCACUUCGUUAGACAUGAUGCUUAUACGCUCGAAGAGCUGUAUGGACCAUGGGUUUCGCCCGCCACCGAAAUCGCUUCUUCAACAGAUGCCAAUUUUUCCACCGUAGUUGGGCCACGGUGGUCGGCUUGGGAAGCUCCCCAAUGGUCUGGGGCAAUCAAGCCUGCGACAGAAAAAGAUCUCCAGAAAGUGGUCCAAAUCUCAGUGGCAAACAAUAUCCCAUUCAUUGCAACAAAUGGCGGUCAUGGCCCCAAAUUCGGCCAAGGCCAGUUCACCGGCAUCAAUGUGAACCUCGCCAGCUUUAAUACUGUCACUAUCGAUACCACCAACAAUUUGGUCACCCUUGGAGCUGGCGUCAAGCUGUGGGAUAUCGAAAAGGGAUUGUACGAUGUUGGAAAAGAAAUCCAAACCGGCAAUGCCGCCUGCCCAGGUGCUAUCGGCGUGACCCUCGGUGCCGGCAUUGGCAUGAUGACGGGCAUGCACGGGCUAUUGAUCGACACGCUUAAAUCUGUCCGUGUGGUAACCUCAAAGGGUCAGCUGGUGAAGGCUUCGGCGACAGAAAACAAGGACCUCUUCUGGGCAAUUCGCGGAGCCGGCAUCAACUUUGGCAUCGUCACAGAAGCAACCUACGGAAUCCAUGACCAAACCAACAAUGGUAACGUGACGGAAGCUACAUUUGUUUACGCGGCGCCAUCUAAUCGUUCGCUCUGGGAGACCAUGAAGACGUUUGAUGGCAACCAGCCGGCCAAGCUGUCGUUCCAAGCCGUCGUCAGGUUUGACCGGACUUCCAACUCGGCGAAUAUAAUUCUGCAGCUCUGGUACUUUGGCCCUGUAGAGGAAGCGCAGCCAUACAUUGACCGGUUUGCCGCCGUGGGCCCGGUCGUCAAAUCCGUGGCAUAUCUAUCCCAACCCGACGUGUACUACCAGUCUCAGACGGCUGGAGUGUGCGACAGGGGGAAAAUCGUCAGUGCGCACACAUUAGGCUUCAACCACACUGAUGUCGCAAGCUACGAGACUCACUUUGCGGAUCUAAUGGCCUUUUACAAGGCAAAUCCUGCCUUCGAGGGAGAAUCCAUAUUUCAGUAUUACAGCAACAAGGUUACUCUCCAGACACCGGCGUCUGAAACUGCCUUCCCCUGGCGUGAUGUCCAAGUGUGGUGGUUCACGCAAGAAGAAUACACUGACGCCUCGAUCAGGCCUCAGGUUGAUCAGUUUAUGAGUGGACAACGCACGAACAUGCAGACUACCAGCGGUUUCUCUACGCCUCAUGUCUAUUUGAACUACGCCUAUGGAGACGAAGGCGCGGCCGCGUGGUAUUCUGCAGCCAACUUGCCCAAGCUUCGAAAACUCAAAUCUAUCUGGGAUCCCGCUCGUGUAUUUGGAAAUGGGGCGUCUCUUUACUAA